Messenger RNA from Micropterus dolomieu (smallmouth bass), 1905 nucleotides. RefSeq names its product triosephosphate isomerase 1a (gene tpi1a). NCBI's taxonomy places the organism in Eukaryota, Metazoa, Chordata, Actinopteri, Centrarchiformes, Centrarchidae. Bases 134 to 880 code for a protein of 248 amino acids. The transcript has 7 exons. Gene Ontology annotation, biological process: glycerol catabolic process; glyceraldehyde-3-phosphate biosynthetic process; glycolytic process. The record is from RefSeq and is a predicted model, not a curated record. Gene Ontology annotation, cellular component: cytosol. Gene Ontology annotation, molecular function: triose-phosphate isomerase activity.
CCGGUGUUGGGUUUUGAUAUUUCCGACAGCACCUGACGUACACAGCAGCCAGAGUCAUCCUGCAGCUGAACUGAUCCUCCGAGACCUCAAGCUUCACUUCUCCUCACCGGGUACCUGCCACCAUCAGCCGGUCAUGGCGCUCCGGAGGUUCUUCGUGGGAGGAAACUGGAAGAUGAACGGGGACAAGGAGAGUCUGGGAGAACUGAUGACUACGCUCAACACCGCCAGCCUGCACGACCAGACCGAGGUGGUGUGUGCUGCUCCCUCCAUCUACCUGGACUUUGCUCGGUCUAACCUGGAUCCCAGAAUAGGUGUUGCAGCCCAGAACUGCUACAAGGUGGCCAAGGGAGCGUUUACAGGGGAGAUCAGUCCGGCCAUGAUAAAGGACUGUGGGGCAGAAUGGGUGGUCCUGGGACACUCUGAGCGCCGUCAUGUCUUUGGGGAAGGUGACGAGCUGAUUGGCCAGAAGGUGGCUCAUGCUCUGGAGAGCGAUCUGGGUGUGAUCGCCUGCAUCGGCGAGAAGCUGGAGGAGCGGGAGGCAGGCACCACAGAAGAAGUCGUCUACGCUCAGACGCAGGUCAUUGCAGAGAACGUGAAGGACUGGGGGAAGGUGGUGCUGGCAUAUGAACCUGUGUGGGCCAUCGGCACAGGCAAGACAGCUUCACCUGAACAGGCUCAGGAGGUCCAUGAAAAGCUGAGGGCGUGGCUCAGAGGCAACGUCUCAGAUGAAGUAGCCGACACUGUGCGCAUCAUCUAUGGAGGUUCAGUAACAGGAGCUAACUGCAGAGAGCUGGCGUCUCAGAGCGACGUCGACGGCUUCCUGGUGGGCGGGGCCUCUCUGAAACCAGAGUUUGUCGACAUCAUCAACGCACGCGCAUAAGGGACACAUGCAGUGCCUCCAUCUGGACCUAUGAAAAACACCCUGCCCUUUAGAUUGUCACCAUGCGUCUGCAAACUGCGCUGACUGAUCCACAGACAGGCGUGCCGAUUUAGACAAAGUUUUGUUGUUUUUUUUUAAUAUAUAUUGAAUGACUUAAAUAGAGGGUGAUAAAGUAAAUAUCUGGGAAUUUCUGGGAAUUUAGCUCUUUUAUUUGUAAAAUCACAGUAUGCAGUCAAACUACUAUAUUUUUCCCCCUGUUCCUAACUGUUGGGUUACACUAUCAAAUAUCUGUCAACUUGAUUGUCUGUGUUGACUGCAAGGAUUUAGAAGGCAUCAAAAAGGCUGUAAACAUCGUGAAAGUUUACAGUCGGUCUUCAUGUUUUCAGCUGAUUUAAUGUCCUAUUUUACAGAGCAAAUAAUUUCAGCUUCAGGAGAAAUUGGAUAGUGUGUGUCUAUUUUUCUGUGACUGUUUUCAUGUUUUACUUUUUGAGAGGUGAAAGAGGUGAAACUGUGUUUCAUUCAUCUCCUCACUACAGAAAUCUGUGCUGAUGUUCAAGUAUGUGAACGAUACGAAACGUUGGUAUCAGUAAAGCUUCAGCGGUUCUCAUCCUGCUCUGCUGUUAUUUAUAGAUAUUUUUUCCGCAGAAGAUCAGUCAGCCCAGGUUGUUUUCUGUGUUUGCUAACAGACUGAUAACAGUCUUGUAAUGUUGUAUUAAUGAUGCACUCUCUCACACUCCAAUGCAAAACUGUUACUUCAGGUCCCUAGACAAUAAAAGCUCUAGACAUAAUGUACUUAAAUAUAUAAUAUACUUGUAAAAUUUACAUAUAUGCAUAUAAUUGAUCUGCUGGUACUCAGGCUUGAGGAGUAAAGGACUUUUAUUGUGAAGUUGUCACCAAUAGGCACUAAAGCUUUUGCACAUUGCUACUAAAUGUUUCACACUGGGCAGCAUGUGUCCAUCGCAUUCAUGAGGAGGAUGUGACCAAUGUAUGAAGUGAAUGAAUAAAUAAAUAAAAUUUGCAAAACA